UGUCGGCUAACGGCGCUAACGCAUAUUUUUAACGGUUUUAUUGUUUUGGUGUUGUUUAUUUAACUAUUUUAAUAUGAGUGUUUUGGAUGAAAUCACGGAAGUAAUUGAAAAUCAAAUUAUACCAAAUGUGAUUAAAGCUCUAAGACAGUUUACUAUUGAGUUAGAGGAAGGAGAAAACGCCAAUUGGAAUUCCAUUGUGAAAGAUAUUGAGAAAUUCAAAGAACAAGGUGUACUAACCAGUUUCGUGCAAGAUAUUUCACAAACAACAAACAAAAAUGAAAGCGUGGAAAAACCACUUCAGGAAGAUAUCUCAGUACCUGGUGCCAAGCGCUACACAAGACGAAAUCGUCCACAAGAAGAUGUUUUAUCCGAUAUUGCAAAUAUUGUCAAUGAUCAUAAUAAGCAAAGAAAUACGCGAAUUAAGAUUGAGAGAGCAACAAACGAUUUGACCACAAUAAACACAGAGAUACACACUGAUGAAGUUGUGAAACAAGAAAUUGAUAUGCCACCACCGACAAAGCCUCCUCUUCGAAAUAAACGUACAGGGAAAAAUCAGUCGGUUGUGGCUAUUCCCGAAAUCAAAGUGGAGGUUCUUGAUAACUCAGUUAUCGAGAUACCGAAAGCACCGCUUGAUGUUAUAGUCCUGGAUGAUUCACUGGAUAAACCUGUUAGGCUUACCAGAGCGCGCACGAAAAGGAAAGGAGCUAACAAAGAGGAAAAUGAACCGCUUCCUGAAAACAUAAGAAAAACAGUUCAAGUGGAAAGAACUUCGAAAAGAAAACAGAUAGCCAGUAAUGACACUGGCGUGAUUACUAUGUCGCCUCAAAAGAAAAGAAUAAAGGAAGAUAACACUGAUACAGAUACAACUCUAAUGGAAGUACAAAAUGCAACACUUGUAAAGGAAACAGUUUCAUCACCUAUGAAAAAGAAAGGGAAAGGUAAAGCUGCAAAUGUAAAAAAAACUAUUCGUUCGACAUCAGAACAUUCCACUGUGAAUUCUAGCGAUGGUGAAGCUGCGGCAUUGCCUCAACAAGUAAGAAUGAAAAAACAAAUUACGAAGAAGAAAACAAAUUCCUUUAAAGGAGAUGAAGAACAAAGCGCGUUCAAGAGAAAUUCAACAGAAGAUGAAGAUUCUUCACCUAAAAAAAAACGGAGAGCAAGAGACAAAAGAGCAAACAUCAAACAAAGUGGAAAUCAAGGUAGUACAUCUGGUGAAGAUCAACAGACAACAGUUAAUGCUGAGACAAAUUCUAGUGAAGGUGAAACUGUAGGAAGGGAGAAUAAUACGGAAGAUGAUAAUUUAGCAGUAGGCAAUAGCACAGUGUGUAUAGCAAAUCCCACCGUUUUAAAAGAGAAGCACGCGCUUGCUAACGAAACUAUGGUCAUUACUAAACCAACUACAGUUGACGAUCUGAUGACGGACGAUGAAGAUUUCGUUCCCAGCAGUCCACCUGUACAUCAAGGGAAAGGAAACCAAAUUUUUAGUCCAUACGAGAGCAGUCCAGUUAAAAAACGCGUACAGGCCUUUGAAAAAUUGGAAACAAUGAAUGCAGAGGCCACUAGUGUCACACGAUCUAAAGCCAAACUUCCUGUCACACCGAAAGCGCGCGCGCAGAUAGAGGUAUUUGAAAAAUUGGCAAAGAAUCCUGAUGCUACUGUUACAAGAUCCAAAGCAAAAUUGGAAGUGAAAGUGCCUCACAUGUCCACUUCGACUCCGAAAACAAAAAUUCCAAAGAUGCUUGGUACCCCAGUAACCGGCAUUAAAUACAAGACCUUUCAAACGCUAUCUGCCCCCAAAGUUUCAUCAACUACAAUAAAUGUAAACCUCGCCCCAUCAACAGCUGGAAAAACAGGUAGUGCGUUAAAAGCGUCGAAAAUGGAAUUUCGUGAACGCGAAUUGCACAGACAGCAAAAGGAACAGGAAGCAUUGCAAAAGAAAGAGGCAUUAUUGCAAUCUUCGAUUGAGGAAAAGCGUCGCAAACGCGAAGAGCGAGAAAUGAAAGUUCAGCAGUUAAAGGCGAAUAAAGAAAAACAGAGGCAAAGGCAAUUGUUGUCCGCUGAAAAAACUAAAGAGGAAAAGUUGAAGCAAGUGUUGGCGGAAAAGGAAGCGAAAGCUCUCAAACAAAAAGAAGAGGCAGCCCAAAAGCGCGCCGCCGCUCUGAAAAAGGUGGAGGAUAGCAAGAAAAAUCAAGUACCACGAGAUGACGGUGUAAUUCCCUACCUUUCACCGACCCCACCAUUACCCACUCCGGACUGCUAUGAUUCAGAUGAUAGCGCGAGAGCGACAAUUGUUAUUCCACAAUUUCAGCAAAAGCACAUCCUGAAGCAAACUUUGCUUGAAAUGAGAAAUUUGGAUGCGCACCAGUACGACUUGUUUAUCUCCGGUCCUGAAACGCCCAACUUAAAGGAAAUUUUCCCCGAAAUACACGCUUCAAAAUUAAAACGCACCUCGAGCGGAAUUUGGAAUAAGACUGAAAGGUCAAUACUUGAAUCGAUGAUCGAGGAGGAUGAAUCAGAAUAAGUAUUAAUUUUAUGAAAUGCAUUUAUUUUUAUUUUAAUCAAUAUUCAUUUUGUAUAAAUGUGAUAUUUACCAAUGUUGUAAUCUUGUUGAUACUUACUUUCAAAACAUAACCCGAAAAUUAUCAACGUAAAAGUGGUGCAGGCAACGCUAUUUUUAUGUUGAUAAUUUUUGAGUGUCGAUUUUAAAGUAAGUAUCAAUAACAUUAGUCUUUCAUCAUAGUGUUUUUUACUUAGUUGUUAACACACUGAAACUCGAUACACUCCCAGUCAGUAAUUUCUCUUUUAUGUGUAGGAUACGUCAUUGCUUAUGUAUAUUAUUGAUAAUAAAUUGUACUGUACCGUUAUCUUGUACUUUUAGGCUUUUGACGUGACCAUGAUAGACUGAUAGCCAUAUUUAGUUAACUGGGGAACUAUCUGUGUAGCAGAAAACAGUCAGUGUUAUUGAACAAUGUUUAUUCUGUUUGGUUAGCAGUUCCACAGGGUUCCAUUCUCGGGCCACUGUUGAAUACUAUCUACACAUCAAAUUUUUGUAUGUGUUUAGGUAGUUUGACGGGUCAUAUGUAUGCUGACAACACUCUGGUUUAUUAUAUUUGGCGCUUCAUAUCUUAUUUAUCGCUAGAAUCUCAUUGAUUAAUCCUAUGGUAUAUUUUUUGGGGAGCAAAACAUUUCCACCAAACGUUUUGUUCAAAGUAGAUGGAAGCGACUUAAAAAUAAGAGUGUAACCUAGAAGAGUUGCGCUCGACACUAGCCUUAUGUUCAUAAAUACUUUAUUUUAAGUAAUAUCACAUUCAUGUUUGAAGCUGUUAUAUUCCCCUAGACUUGUACUUAGUGCCUAUUUUAAUGUAUAAAAUACAAUAUUGCAAAUAAUAUUUAAUAUAAAUAUAACAAGUGAUACUAUAAAAUUAAGGAAAUUUCUUUAUUUUCGAAAACUUCAAAGUAUAUAGGAUGGUC
Messenger RNA from Photinus pyralis (common eastern firefly), 3471 nucleotides. RefSeq names its product eukaryotic translation initiation factor 5B (gene Incenp). NCBI's taxonomy places the organism in Eukaryota, Metazoa, Arthropoda, Insecta, Coleoptera, Lampyridae. The record is from RefSeq and is a predicted model, not a curated record. The transcript has 3 exons. The coding region runs from base 74 to 2521 and encodes 815 amino acids.